Messenger RNA from Triticum turgidum subsp. durum (durum wheat), 1221 nucleotides. Lineage: Eukaryota; Viridiplantae; Streptophyta; Magnoliopsida; Poales; Poaceae. The record is from the annotation of a GenBank genome assembly.
AUGGCAGCGUGGUCUGAACUCCCAGAGGACCUCCUAGCCCUGGUCUUUGCGCGCAUCUUUUUCCCUGUCGAUCGUGCUUGCUUUCAGGCCGUGUGCCGUUCUUGGCGCUCUGCAGCGCGCCCCCCUGCGAGGCAGCUUCCAUGGAUCGUGUUCCCGAAUGGCGGGGUCAUGACCCCCUUUGACCGUGUUGUGCAUCGCAUCGCCUCCUACCCCAAAGCCAUAACGAGCUGCGUUGGUAUGGCUCUCGCCGUCCGUGCUUGGCACCGGUUUGUCUCCUUGCCCAAGACGACGACAUGCAUUGGCUCUACAGAUGGUUGGAUCGCCAUCGACGACCGUGUGGGCAAGAUGUAUAGAAACUACUUGUUGCACAACAUGUUUUCUGGCACGACAUUGUCUCUCCCCGAGCUGGACGCUGCCAUCGGCCAUGUUUCCAAGCUUUUCAACAUACGCAAGGUGUUGUUGCGGUCCACCCCGGAUGACGUCAUUGCUCUCAUGACCAACCAUCGCAGUUGCCCCAUCAUCUUAACCCGGCUUGGGAAGGGCGUGUGGUUGCCCAAGUCUUAUGCGGCUCCCCUCGUGAGCAUCAUCGAUGUUGCUUUUCUUGGAGACAGACUUUAUGGGGUCACAAAGGAUGAGGAUCUAGUCUUCCUUGACAUUGCCUUCAAUUAUAGCGGCGUACCCAUUGUUACCGGUGGCAAGUGUGUCAUCGGGGAAGGUUUUGACCAUGAUGAUUACGACGACCAUGACACAGAGGAUGAUGACUUGACCAAGAUGACCAAGAAGGACAUGGUUCCUCAAGAAUUCCGAUAUAUUGAUGUAGACGAGUCCAUGGAGAAUGACAUCAAAACCAUGUGGUACCUGAUCGAGUCACGUGGGAAGCUGCUCAUGGUGAGGCGACAAGUGGUAACGCCUUUUGAGUUCACUCACACGGUAGAGGUUUUCGAGGCCGACAUGAGGGCAGCCAUGUGGGUGCCGGUGGAGGCGUGGCUAGAGGACCAGGCGCUUUUCAUCAGCAGACGGUUCAGCAAGUCUGUCUCUGCUGCUUUCAGCACGGCGAUACAAAAGGAUGCUAUUUAUUUUGCUGACACGGAAGAUGUAUUCGACAUGAGAUCCCAAACAGUGAGUGCCCAAGGGAAUGAUCUCGAUAGCUACAACGCAUACCUAAGGUCGUGGAACUCGAGGCAGCUAAUGUGGGUAUUUCCUCCGGAGCUAGUAGCUUAA